Podospora pseudocomata is the source of this 2874-nucleotide messenger RNA. Its product is annotated as Serine/threonine kinase. The record is from RefSeq and is a predicted model, not a curated record. Gene Ontology annotation, biological process: intracellular signal transduction; fungal-type cell wall biogenesis; peptidyl-serine phosphorylation. Lineage: Eukaryota; Fungi; Ascomycota; Sordariomycetes; Sordariales; Podosporaceae. Bases 1 to 2874 code for a protein of 957 amino acids. Gene Ontology annotation, molecular function: ATP binding; diacylglycerol-dependent serine/threonine kinase activity. The transcript is spliced from 4 exons.
AUGACCGACGACGACAAGAUUGUAGACAUCACGAAGAAGAUUGAGCGGGAAAAGGCCCUCAUUAAUGCGGCACUGGUUAUGCGGCAGCAGACCCUCAAUGAUACCGUACGACAGAAACUCGACAGCCAGGUCCGCGAGGGCCGCCGGAACCUUGCUUUCUUCGAGAGCCGGCUGAAGGAACUGGAAAUGCGCCGUAUGAACCAGUCCAUGGAUAACAUGUCACUGGGCGGAUCAACAUUGGCCUCCACCAGAAGCAGCGAAUAUCAACACGACGACAGCGGACGACCUGCACCUCCUCCCAAGGAUGGGUCCGGAUAUCCUUCAAACUAUGGUGGCCAGGCACCCUACGGUCCUGGUGACCUGAUGCCUCCUCGAGGCCCCUUCCCUGCUGGAGCGCCAAAUUCAUCGAUCCCCAAGUCUCGCCCCAACUUUUCAAAGCUUGAUCUUAUCAAGUAUGACACUCCCCAUCUCGGACCACGUAUUCAGCACAUGCUGUCGCAACUUCAGUUCAAGCUCAACGUGGAGGAGCAGUAUCUCAAGGGUAUCGAGAAGAUGGUUCAGCUUUACCAGAUGGAGGGCGACAAGAAGAGCAGAGCGGAUGCUGCCGCUAAGCGCGUCGAGAGUGGACAAAAGAUCAUACUCUUGAAGCAAGCACUCAAGAAGUUUGAGGAGCUGAAUAUCGAUAUGGAUGCAGAUUCUCAGGAUGAUGAUAGUAUCAACAUGCCUAAUCUACGCAAGCCUUUAUCCGGUCAGCUCUCGGUUCGCAUCGUGGCUGUUAAGGAAGUUGACCAUGCGCCUCUGACCCGCUUCUCCCGCUCCCCGGAGACGUUUAUCACACUCAAGGUGGAAGAUGCCAUCGUGGCGAGGACCAAGGCCUCCCGCAACGACAGAUGGGAGUCGGAAUACCACAGCAUCUUCGUGGACAAGGCCAACGAAGUGGAGUUGACGGUAUACGAUAAGCCCGGUGAGCACGCUGUGCCCAUUGGUCUUCUUUGGGUCAGAAUCUCCGACAUUGUGGAAGAGAUGCGCCGGAAGAAGAUCGAAGCCGAAACUACUGCCCAGGGAUGGGUGUCUGCCGACCGACUUGGGUCCCAUGAUGCCCGCGGUGGCCCUCCUCCUGCACAGUUCCCUAUGGGCGCACAGGCUCCCCAAUUCCAACCACCCCCGACAUCUCCAGGACGGUUCCACGGUUCUGAAGACGACCCGCAGUUCUUAGCCCCGAGACCUGAUGUUGCCCCCGUCAUUCCACAAUCGGUUGAGGGCUGGUUUGCACUGGAACCGGCAGGCCAAAUCUUCCUCAAUCUCAACUUCGUCAAGGAUACCAGCGGUCGCGGUAGACCCGCCGACGCUGGUCUUGGACGCAAGGGUGCCGUGCGUCAGCGCAAGGAGGAGGUUCACGAAAUGCAGGGUCACAAGUUCGUCGAGAAACAGUUCUACAACAUCAUGCGCUGUGCCCUCUGCGGUGAAUUCCUCAAGUACUCGACGGGCAUGCAAUGCGAGGAUUGCAAGUACACUUGCCAUACCAAGUGUUACUCACAGGUGGUCAUCAAGUGCAUCAGCAAGAGCAAUGCUGAUAGCGACCCCGACGAGCAGAAGCUCAACCAUAAGAUCCCCCAUCGUUUUGUUCCUUUCUCAAAUUUGACCGCCAACUGGUGCUGCCACUGUGGUUACAUGCUUCCAAUUGGUUCGAAGAAGAACUCUAGAAGAUGUACAGAAUGCCCGUUGACUGCUCACACUCAGUGUGUGCAUCUUGUUCCCGAUUUCUGUGGCAUGUCCAUGUUGCAGGCAAAUCAGAUAUUGCAUAGUAUCAAGAUGGCAGCAGAGCAGCAGAGGACCAAGAAGGAGAAGGCCAAGAGCGGCUCCGCAUCAUUGAGCGAAAAGACGCUGAGGACGGGCAGCAAAGGAACCACGAGUAGCGUUGGGUCCAGUUCGACUUAUCCGCCCGUUUCCUACACCCCUUCAACCGCUUCAGCCGACGCUACUGAAGCUGCAAAGCAUAUGUACAGCCAGGGGUCCCCCCAACGUGUUUCUGGACCAGAUCGGACGUCCAUAAGCUCAAGCGCUGCCUCCGCCGCAGCUGCCGCUGCCAUGUCCCCCAAGCCCCAAACUCCCACACAGCAAACCCCGAUACCUGAUUUUGGGCCAGGACAUUAUGGUUCACCUGGUGGAUAUGGACGUCCUGGCCAGCAAGAUGAUAUGUAUGGUGGAUCGCCAGCUCAGCAUCAGCAACAGCCUUAUGGCCAGCAGCCUCAGCAGCGCAAGUACAACCCCGCCGACUACGCCAACAUCGGGGCUUACCCCGUGCAACAACCAGCGCAGCCCCGCCCCGUUCAACCACAGUCGCCUCCCCAGCAGGUAGCCCCGCAUCACCAGCAACCGAUGUACCAGCAGCAGUCUCAGCCCGUCUUGCAUCAACAGCCGCCCAAGCAGCAGCCGUUGCCGGCGCAAACUGAGCCUGCCAUGAUUGUGCCAUCGGCGUCGGGCGUGCCGGUUCCGACCAAGAAGCCGCUGCCCUCGGCCACCGACCCGGGCACUGGCAUGCGCAUUGGUUUGGACCACUUCAACUUCCUCGCCGUGCUUGGUAAGGGUAACUUCGGCAAGGUCAUGCUGGCCGAGACAAAGCGAUCUCGCAAGCUGUAUGCCAUCAAGGUGCUCAAGAAGGAGUUCAUUAUAGAGAAUGACGAAGUCGAGAGCAUCCGGUCAGAGAAGCGCGUCUUCUUGAUCGCCAACCGGGAGCGCCAUCCCUUCCUAACCAACCUUCACGCUUGCUUCCAGACCGAGACGAGAGUGUACUUUGUGAUGGAGUACAUCAGCGGUGGCGACUUGAUGCUGCACAUCCAGCGUGGGCAGUUUGGUACUAAGCGGGCACAGUAA